Molecule: messenger RNA, 2122 nt
Organism: Seriola aureovittata
Lineage: Eukaryota; Metazoa; Chordata; Actinopteri; Carangiformes; Carangidae
Gene: phf6
Product: PHD finger protein 6
Exons: 11
Coding region: 182-1270 (362 amino acids)
Cellular component (GO): nucleus
Source: RefSeq, a predicted model, not a curated record
CGGAAUUCCCCCAGUCCUGGACAUGGUAGCUAGCUUGAUGCUAGUGUGAAAAGCACACGAUCACUUCUGAAGGACGGAAAGAAACACUGUCGCUGCCCGGAACACUUUUCCAUCUUUUCUAUUGUCUCAGUGCGAUAGGAUUAUAUUACCAGACUCUAGAAGAAUAAAGAAGCCUUUGGCCAUGUCAGGACAGAGGAAAGGAGCUGCAGCGCGGCUGCCUAAAUGUGCCUUCUGCAGAACCAACCGGGACAAGGAGUGCGGCCAGCUGCUGGUGUCUGACAGCCAGAAGGUGGCAGCCCACCAUAAGUGCAUGCUGUUCUCCUCUGCCCUGGUCACAUCUCACUCAGACAGCGAGAACAUUGGAGGAUUUUCCAUUGAGGAUGUGAAAAAGGAGAUCAAGAGGGGAAAUAAAUUGAUGUGUUCUUCAUGUCACCGGCCGGGUGCUACUAUCGGCUGCGACGUGAAGACGUGCCGGAGGACGUAUCACUAUUACUGCGCUGUGAAGGACAAAGCCCAGAUCAAAGAGAAUCCCUCACAAGGGAUUUACCUCGUUUACUGUCGCAAACACCGAGACGCUUCUCAGGAUGGCAUUCAAGAUGAAGAGGGAGGCGUGGCCAAUGAUUCAGACUCAUUGCCUCCACAAAGCAGAGGCAGAGGACGGUUUGAGAAGGUGAGAGGCAAGGUGGGAUCUCGUGGCCAAUCGGAAGACUCCCGCUCCACCUCCUCACAGGCUGCAGACGAGGAGAGCUCCUCCCAUCGGGACAGGUCACCUCUUCGUGCCAGCCCAGGAGAUAGCGGCCAGCGUUGUGGCUUUUGUCACGCUGGUGAGGAAGAGAAUGAAACAAGGGGCAUGCUUCAUACCGAUAACUCCAAAAAAGUGGCUGCACACUACAAGUGUAUGCUGUUUUCAUCGGGGACAGUCCAGCUGACCACCACGUCACGGGCUGAGUUUGGAAACUUUGACGUGAAAACGGUCAUCCAGGAAAUCAAGAGAGGGAAAAGAAUGAAAUGUACACUCUGCACUCAGUUGGGUGCCACCAUUGGCUGUGAAAUUAAAGCAUGUGUGAAGACCUACCACUAUCACUGCGGCCUGCAGGACAAAGCCAAGUACAUCGAAAACAUGGCACGUGGCAUCUACAAACUAUACUGUAAGAACCACAGUGGGAAUGAGGAGAGGGAUGAAGAAGAUGAGGAACGAGAGAAUCGCAGUAGAGAGAGGGCAGCAAUCGACCACGGAAGAACACCGUCGACACAAGUGAACGGCAACUAGGUCAUCUUGAUGGAUGUGACAUGGGGAGAAAACAGAAGAACACGGACGAGUGAGAGAUAUUUUUUUAUACUAAAUCUUAGCAUACUCACAAAGUCAUGGUCUGCAGGCCCCCACGAGUCCUUCACACAAUUUCUUCCAGUAAAUGGACAUGAUCUCCCGGUGUGCACCAGGCGUCUCCUUCAUGAAACCCUGUUUUUGAGUUGACUGGAUGAGCUUUUCACAGACUGGUGGUACUCAGCAGAGCACAGGACUGCUGCAGGAUAUUGAAAAGCCAUGGCUAAUCUUUCCCAAAAAUCGGUUAUGGGCUCAGUUUCAAAUACAUGCAUUAUUGCCGUGAAUAAGAGCUGAUCUUUUGAUUGUCACUCACUGCCCAUGUUCCCAGACAUGACAUGACCCACACUUGCUGAAAACCUCUUCUUCUUCUUCUUCUUCUUUCUCUUCCCUAGCUUCUGAAGGACUCACUUUUAAGAGGGGUCUGUUUGUUACUAGUCUCUCUACGAAGUUGUGCAGUUUGAUUACCUUGUUUCUGUAAUCAUGUCUUAAGAAUACUCUUUUCAUGUUAGCCUUUCUUUCUUGAUAUGUAAUAUUUUGCUACUGUAUUAUUAUUAUUAUUAUUAUUAUUAUUAUCAUCAUAAGUAAUUUUGAAUAUCUGGAUUUCAGACAGUCACGAUUACAAGUUCUGCCAGCAUGCACUUGCAUUUUUCCACUGUUAAAGGUGGCAUUUUUUAUUUAGCUGCUAAAGAGCAAGGUAGAGCUCUUUAGAAGAGUUGGCUUGACUUUGUUUGAUGUACUGUUACUUGUAUCUCUACAAAUGUAUCCAUGAAUGAUUGGAAAUAGAAAAUAUUUAUUUUA